Durotheca rogersii is the source of this 2037-nucleotide messenger RNA. RefSeq lists its product as uncharacterized. NCBI's taxonomy places the organism in Eukaryota, Fungi, Ascomycota, Sordariomycetes, Xylariales, Xylariaceae. Bases 142 to 1851 code for a protein of 569 amino acids. The transcript is spliced from 2 exons. Gene Ontology annotation, molecular function: DNA-binding transcription factor activity. Gene Ontology annotation, biological process: regulation of DNA-templated transcription. The record is from RefSeq and is a predicted model, not a curated record.
UACUAGCGCCUAUUCGUUAUAUUUCUUGGACUACCAUUCUUACUAUUGCGCCCGUUGAAGCUCGGCGUACUGGCAAAACAGAACGAGACAGAACAGGGCACAAAACCAGCGACACAAUCACGCCGAGUGCGACGACAAGCCAUGGCGUCAAAUCAGUCGUCGACAAAUCCCACUGCUCUGUCCGACCCUCUCGACCUGUUCGAUUUCUCCGAAUACGACGCGGGGACGUAUUCCUCGCCCUCGCUGUCCCCCAGUGCCGCCAACAAAUCCCAGUUCGUCCGGACGCCGACGGCGGUGACGGCAACGACGCCGUCGACGCUGCCGGCCGGUCAGGUGCUGUCUGGCCCUAGCCAUCAGUACGACCAGUACAAGCAACAGACCCCCUUCGUACCCGGAGCCGUCGCAAAUACGAUGGCUAUCAACCGGAACAACGCCCAGAUCACCGGUUACGAUUUGGAGUACGCGCCCUACAACUUCUCUCAGACCGACGACGUCUUCAACUUCUCGCCACAGUCCCUGAGCACGGCCGACAUGGACCUCGACUUUGACCCGCAGGCGGAGUCGUCCUUCCUCUUCCCUGACCAGACCAUCAACCCCAAUGCGAUCGGCGCUCCCGACUCUCAGGUGGUAGCAGGCAGUCUCCGUCAGCCAGGCAAUGCGGGGAGGAUGUACCCCGGAAUACACCAGCAAACCGCGAUGGAGAGGGCCCGACAGCAGCAAAUAGUGCGAGGACAAAAUCUGAAGGUGAAACAGCCUCGGCCGAAGCCUCCCGCUGACCCUAUCGUCGAACAUAAGAUCACUCAGGUGCUGAACCACAUGCGGGCACAGUGUGCGAGUCCGAGCGAUGGUGGGGACGGGUCUCCCGUUACACAAGUUCCGAGGGCGAAAAAGGACGAAGACGACAUGGACGAGGACGAGAGACUUCUCGCGAGCGAGGAGGGCAAGAAGCUAAGCAGCAAGGAGAGGCGCCAGUUGCGCAACAAGGUCUCCGCAAGGGCCUUCCGAUCCAGAAGAAAGGAAUACAUCACCCAACUCGAAGCCGAGAUCGCGAACAAGGUGACCGAAAACGGCGAGCUCAGGUCACAGAACCGCGCGCUUGCUGAGGAGAACAGGCGUUUGGGCGACUUUACUCGCAUGCUCCUGUCCUCUCCGUCAUUCUCCGGCUUCCUAGAUCACUUGAGUGCCAACCCCGCCGCCCUGCCGCAGUCGCAGCUGCAGCCUCCGCAACCUGAACAGCGGCUGUCCGACGCUCGUCAGAGGCCGAAGGAUGUGCAUGCUUUCGCCACCAGCCAGCCGGCCGAGCAGCCUCACACCAUCGGAAUGGUCAUGCUUCCGGAACAGAGCAUGGAGUGGAGGUCGCUGAACCUCGGCCCCGACCACUUUAACUAUCAACCCCAGGUGUUCACUAUUCUCGAGACACUUGAUCUUCCGGCCGUCGACACGGAGGCGCUAGCGGGCAAGUCUACAAACUUUGUAGGCGAGCUGGUCGCGUCCGGCAUCGAGAAGACGGAAGCUCCCGUCCUCGUGUCCCCGGUGCUUCCAUUGGCCGACGCUGCCGCAACACCCGAUGAGCCGACCUCGUCGGAGAGCCCUGCCUCUGAUCUCGAUGGGGACAUUUACGAGGAACCCGAGACUGCCUCUUCGAAGCCGGCUGAUCUCAACACGGACAGCUUAAUUGCCGUUGAUAUCUUUGGCGAUGUCGAACCCGAGAAGGCGUUCGCCAGGUACGAGCUGGUGGAAUCCGAAGGCGAGGAUAUCGUCACCAGCAUCGCCGCGAGGAGGGUCGACCGCCUCAUGGCCAGCAUAGAGCCCUUAUUAGCGAGGCUGGAACGGCUCACCGUCGGGCUGUAGCUUCGCAGCUGUUCGACACUAUGAAAUAAAAAAAAUUUAGAUAGGAAAAAAAAAAAGCGACACGCAUAUACCGAAGUUUAGGUCUACACUGGGUCAGGUUAUAUUGGAUUGGGGAUUGGGCGGCGUUUCAGGUUUUCUGGGAGACAAACUCGAAGGAGCAGAAGAAUAAAAUGGACGGCAGAACAU